Messenger RNA from Sporisorium graminicola, 252 nucleotides. RefSeq lists its product as uncharacterized. The coding region runs from base 1 to 252 and encodes 83 amino acids. Lineage: Eukaryota; Fungi; Basidiomycota; Ustilaginomycetes; Ustilaginales; Ustilaginaceae. The record is from RefSeq and is a predicted model, not a curated record. The transcript has 3 exons.
AUGUCCGGACUCGCAGAAGCUGACCAGAAGGAGCUGCAGACGUUCCUCGACGCAGAGCAGGCCAAGGCCCGCGUCCAGUCGUCCAUCCACACGUUCACCGAUCGAUGCUGGGACCAGUGCGUAAAGUCGUCGAUUGGCUCCAGCUUCGGUUGUGGCGAAGAGGCUUGCCUCAGCAACUGCGUUGAGCGCUUCCUCGAUACUUCUCUUUUUAUCGUCAACAAGUUGCAAGAACAGCGAGGACAGAUGUCUUGA